CUGGACAAUUGGGGCAGUACUUCCACUACCUCUUGUCGAAGAGACGCGCUUUUUCUAUUGGCUUUUAGUCUACUGACUGACAAACAUCUCUUACCGCUGUCCCCCUCCGUCCUCAAGCUAAAAGACUAUUACUCUAUAGGAGAUAAAACGGAGGACAACUACAAGAUCCAGUCAGCGGACACACUGAAGCUGCUUUCCACAACAGUUUGAGACCUCAUCAUUUCUUAAUGUCCAGGACCAUUGGGAGCAGAGUGGUGCUUGUGAGUGCUUUGCAAGCCUGCAAGCUCACCCCCCUUUCCGCCGCCUCUUGCCACCCUGUGCCGCCCCCCGCCUCGACCUCCACCCCCCCAGCGGCGCGCCCCUGGAGGUCGGGCUGCUGAGGGCGCCGGCAGAGCGCCAUGGUAACCCACAGCAGGUUUGACUCCUUCCCCGUGAUGAGCAGCAGUCCUGUGGAGUGUGGCCGGCGGCUGCCGCACCGCCACCGCUACAAGACCUUCAGCUCGCGCCUGCAGUACCAGCUGGUGCUGUCGGCCGCGCGCAAGCUCCAGGAGAGCGGCUUCUACUGGAGCUCCAUGGGGGGUAAGGAGGCCAGCUCGCUCCUGAACGCCGAGCCGGCCGGCACCUUCCUGGUGCGCGACAGCUCCGACCACCGCCACUUCUUCACGCUCAGCGUCAAGACAGUCACGGGCACCAAGAACCUGCGCAUCCAGUGCGAUGCCUGCUCCUUCUACCUGCAGACCGACCCGUGCGAUGCCCAGAAGGUGCCCCACUUUGACUGCGUGCUCAAGCUCAUCCACCACUACAUGCCCACCACCACCACCACCACCUACCUCUGCCCUCGUCAGCCUCAGUGCCGACAGCUCCUCAGCAGGCGGCGGCGCACAUACUUCAUCUACUCGGGAGGUGAGAAGGUGCCCCUGGAGCUGCUGAGGCCGCUGACCUGCAGCAUGUCCACUCUGCAGCACCUCUGCCGCAAGACUGUCAACGGACACCUGGACAUGUCCACCAAGCGAGACCAGCUGCCCCAGACCUUGCAGGAGUUCCUCGAGGAGUAUGAUGCGCCCAUCUGACCCCUCAGCCCACGCCACAAACACCCUUCAACAGUGUGUCUCCCUCCCCCACUGGCCUCUUCUGAGGAGCAGAACCACAUGGAACACAGCGGUCUCUUCACACGCUUUGGACUUUGCGUUUAGGAGAUGCGUCUUGUGGACAUGUGGACGUUUGCGGUUCCAGCGGGGUGUCACAUGCAGAACAUGUGACCAGUCCCAGGCUGAGGGAGAGAGGGCAGGAGAGAGCAGAGGAUGCUGGGAAUCCCGGCCAUGUGAAGGAGGCGCUAACACCGGGCUUGGUAUUAGCCAUUUUUAAAAGUUCUCUGUGUGUCCGACAGUAUUGUGGGCUGGACGCCAGCCCAACUGUGCCUUUGAGUGCUUAGAGGAGACUGUGUGAAAAAAAGAGAGGAAUAGAGAGCGAUUGUUUUGGCCUUGGAAUGGACAGCACAAAAUAAGUAUUCCUAUGGAAUGUGGCGCAGAAGCCUUCUCGUUGACAGCUGACCAGCUCUGGACACGAAAACACAAAACACAAGGGUGAACAAUUGCCAUUUUUCACUUUUACUUUUCCAGGUUUUUUUUUUCCUUUCAGACGGAGAGAACUUCGUCUUGUUGAAGUUUUUUUCCAGAUGACGAAUGACGUCUGUCACGUUUGCGCAGUGGACUACUCUGGCAUUGUGUCAGGCUCGGAGCUAAGUGUGCUGCUAGGGCUGUCAUCCAGCCCUCACUAUCCAUCAGGAGAAGCUCUCUCACUUUGUUUUAACCUGGUUGACAAUUGGGCUCCUCCACGAAAGAGAGUUUGGCUCUCUGUGUGUGUGUGAGUGUAUAUGUGUGUGUGUGUGUGUGUGAGUGUGUGAGUGUGGAGAAGGGCCCUGGCGGUGACUGCAUGACGUUCACAUUUCCACAGCUGCUUGCCAAGCGGAGCAGCCGCCUGGAUGAGUGGGUGGGGGGGGUCUGUGGAGCAGCCACUCUCCCCACCGUCUGCCCGGAGCCACUCAGAGCCAGAGAGCACAGCCAGCCUCACCUUUACUCCUCCUCCCUCUCUCUCUCUCUCUCUCUCUCUCCCCUCCGUCAUAUCCUCUUAAUUCCUUCCCGUCUUUCCUCUCUUACCAAUAUUUCAGCAUCCAUCUUUUGGUGGAUAAGUCUCUGCCAGAUUCGCCUAGCUCUCUGUCUCUCUCUCUCAAACACACCCACUCUAUCUGUCUGUCUCUCUCUCUCUCUCUCAUUUGUCUCCCUCCUACCAUCUCUCUCUCCCCUCGCUCCCUCUCUCUCUCCCUCUCUCUCUCUCUCUCACUCUCUCCCCUCGCUCCCUCUCUCUCCUGCUCACUGUAGACAUGAGUCUGAAAAUGGCUCCUGAGAAGAAACCCAGUGUUGUUACUUGGAGGAAAUUUUUACCAUGGGCCAAAAUAAAUGAUUAUUUCCUCCCUGGCCCAAAAAGCCAAGCAAAUAUUUAAAAUGCGUCAGCACUGGCAUUGCAGCAGGAGCCGCGAGGGCCGAGUCCACAGACGUAUACUGUGAAAUCUUAGCCAAGCACAGUAUGCAAAAGAAAAUCCUUUACGUACUGCUCUAAUCCUGACAUGGAGGUGGACAUGCCUCUUAAAUAAGCAAGAGACAAGGCUGGUCUCUCUCCUCAGACAAGCAAGGAGGUGUGGGAGCGCAACGAGAAUGACAACACCAAUCACACGUGCAGAGUCUCCAAUCCCUCAUCACAACAAUAACGACAAAUGUGUUUGGUUUUGGCGCAAGCAGAACAAGUGGUCUGCUGUCAACAUGAAUGUAUUCCUCCUAGUCUAUAUAAGGGCUUCUGCCACCUCUUUUAGUUUUCUAGAGUUGUUUUUUUUUGUACUUUUAUGUCAAAUUAAGAUGAUGCAUACAUGUGUCGCAACCAACCAGACAACAUGUUUUUUAUCCUCUUGUCUUUUAUAAAGAUUUCACCCAUCUUAAAGGUGCAGUCUAGUGACUGACAGUGCAAGCUUGAAGAUCUGGAAGUGAAAGCAUUACAUAUGGAAAUGCAGACAGAAACUUUGCACAUAUUUAUAUUUAUAAGAUAUUUCAAUAAUUUAUAUUAAAGAGCACUAUUUUUACAAAAUGUA
Alosa alosa (allis shad) is the source of this 3139-nucleotide messenger RNA. It is a transcript of the gene socs3b, whose product is annotated as suppressor of cytokine signaling 3b. Gene Ontology annotation, biological process: intracellular signal transduction; phosphatidylinositol phosphate biosynthetic process. The record is from RefSeq and is a predicted model, not a curated record. Lineage: Eukaryota; Metazoa; Chordata; Actinopteri; Clupeiformes; Clupeidae. Bases 399 to 1070 code for a protein of 223 amino acids. The transcript has 3 exons. Gene Ontology annotation, cellular component: phosphatidylinositol 3-kinase complex. Gene Ontology annotation, molecular function: 1-phosphatidylinositol-3-kinase regulator activity.